This is a messenger RNA of Aegilops tauschii subsp. strangulata, 468 nucleotides long. The record is from RefSeq and is a predicted model, not a curated record. Lineage: Eukaryota; Viridiplantae; Streptophyta; Magnoliopsida; Poales; Poaceae.
AUGCACUCCUACACGGGCACGGGUGACCGGGCCGGCGAGGGCGGCGGGUGCCGCGGCAGCGGGGGCCACGGCCACAACGGGGGCGCCCGCGGCGGCGGGGGCCCUGGCGUCAGGGGCGGGGCGCCCGCGGUGUCAGAGACGGGGGCCGCGGCGUCAGGAGCUGUGACGACGCCAACCGAGCCAGCCGUGGAGGAGGCGACGGGCGAGGUCGAGGUCGAGCCCGUCGCAGGAGUGGCGGCGCCGGCCGGGGUGGCGGGUGGAGUGCCCACUGGCUCGACCUCGUGCGAGGGAGCCGGGGAUCCGGGGGCCCGGUCGGACUCAACCUCGGGUGAGGGAGUCGAGAACCCGGGAGGGGGCGGCAGAAGGCGCCGGGCCGGGGGGGCCGCUGGGGGGUGCCGCCGCGCAUCGCACCAGGUAGGGGGCGGCGCGGGGGCCGGAGCCGAAGGAGCCGCGGCCGGAGGAACCUGA